ACAGGAGGCAAAAAUCCUUGACAACGAACCAAAACACUCCCCCAAUACCAAACACCUUGACGUUGAAAAAUUCCUUAACAUCAAAACAGUUGUGCUAGUUUCGUGAAUAAACAAAAUACAUUCCUUUACAUCAGGAGGAAAAAUAUUCUAAUCGAAAUGUCCUUAAAUAAAAUAUUUUUGCGUUAUUAUCCACCAGGCAUUGCUUUAAAUCUCCAAUACAGCGAUGGCGAGGAGUAUUUACAGCAUAUUGACUUAUUGGAUUUGAAUAUCAAUUCAAACCCCAACGAUGUGGCACGUAGUGUGCUACAACGUUUGAUGGACCGUGACAACCAACAAGGACAUUCGUUGCAAACAAACGAACAACAACACCGUCAUCAUCUUCCUCCGCACGAAGAUCAAACAUGUGAAACCGUAACCAAACAAAAAACACAUGCCAACGAAGGUGACACUACUCCGGAUAACCGACAUAGAAACAGUAGUCACAAUGCUAACGGCACAAAUGCCGAAAGCACUGUCAUCUAUGGUGCCGUGCGUAAGGCCAUUGCCAAGUUGCAGCGCAAAUUGCAGGAACCCACCAAAAAGAAAUUCUAUCUCCAUACACGUCUCGACACGCACAUCCUGCCGUUGACGAACAUUAGCUUCGACAGGAACGGUGAACGCUGUAUAACCGGAAGUUAUGAUAGAACGUGCCGCAUCAUCAGCACACACGAUGGCAGUGUCGAGCAUGUUCUAGCCGAACACGAUAAUGUGGUCUUUUCGGUUGCCUACAAUUUUCCCAAAUGUGAUCGCAUUGUUACGGGUUCCUUCGAUAGUACGGCGAAGGUCUGGUGUCCAGCUUCGGGACUUUGUCGCAGCACGCUUAUCGGUCACACAGCUGAAAUUGUUUCGGCUGAAUUUCAACCCAUUAACAGCGAGACAAUAUGUACAGCUUCGAUGGAUGGAACGGCACGCCUCUUUCACAUAGAAUCGACACAGGAGUUGCAGACAUUAGCUCACCACGGUGCUGAAGUUAUCAAUUGUCGUUUCAGUAGAGAUGGUAAUAUGUUGCUGACGGGAUCAUUCGAUAGAACGGCUAGCCUGUGGGAUAUUCGAUCAAAGAGAUUGAUAGCCCAACUACGUGGACAUUCGGCUGAACUUAGUAAUGCUGUGUGGAAUUUUUCCUGUGAUCUGAUUGCCACUGGAUCUUUGGAUAGCACAGCUUGUAUAUGGGAUGUAAGGAAAACUGGGGAGCCUUUGUUUUCUAUUAAAGAACAUACAGAUGAGAUUUUGGAUGUGGCUUUUGAUUGUAGCGGCCGUCGUUUGGCCACAGCUAGUAAUGAUUGCACGGCAAGAGUUUGGAAUGUUGCCGGGGACUUGGAAUUGUUAUCUGUUAUGGUGGGUCACUCGGAAGAAGUGUCAAAGGUUUGCUUUAGUCCACCUGGUAACCUUCUAAUGACUGCUUCAGCUGAUCAUACUGCCCGAUUGUGGUUAAUUGAGUCCGGUCUGUGUUCACAAGUGUUGGCCGGACAUGAAGCGGAAGUAUUCUCCUGUGCCUUCAGUUACAAUGGCGAUAUAAUUCUGACUGCAUCGAAAGACAAUACCUGUCGUUUAUGGAGAUGAUAUGACUGGUAUAUGGUGGAUAUGAAAAAUGAGUAAAAAAAUAUCACCAUGUGCCUGACAAUUGGCAGCUCUACAAUAAAUCAAAAAUUAAAAGUUUAUUUAAAUAAAAUAUAAAUAAAUAUAUAAAUUGAGGUAACAUAAAUGGGGUGCCACAGAAAACAGGAACAUAUAUCGAAAAUUUUUCAAGAUUUUCUAAACAUGGCUGGAUAGUAUUGUUUUAAAAGCUGCCAUAUUCAUCAAAGAGAGGCGCUGUAAUUGUCCCAUCACCAUAUCUUAAUUUUAACUUACCCAUUUGUUAAAAUAAAACAAGUCAUGCGUUUUUUAUUUUCAACAUUUACUACAAACUCGAGCAUAUAUUUUUUAAUCAUUUUUUUCAUUUUGUGUUU
This is a messenger RNA of Musca domestica (house fly), 1985 nucleotides long. Its product is annotated as dynein assembly factor with WDR repeat domains 1. The record is from RefSeq and is a predicted model, not a curated record. Bases 157 to 1599 code for a protein of 480 amino acids. Gene Ontology annotation, cellular component: U4/U6 x U5 tri-snRNP complex. The transcript has 6 exons. NCBI's taxonomy places the organism in Eukaryota, Metazoa, Arthropoda, Insecta, Diptera, Muscidae. Gene Ontology annotation, molecular function: U6 snRNA binding; U4 snRNA binding; protein binding. Gene Ontology annotation, biological process: mRNA splicing, via spliceosome.